GCAAGACAAUCCAUCCACGCAGUCAUUCCCCCUCCCAGCACCAUGCAGCUCUCAACCAUCCUCCUCGCUCUAGCUAGCUCUCCCGUCCUAGCCGGUGAAACGAUCAAUCAAGAGCCUUUCCUGAUGAAAAAUUGCGACUACAUAACCAACACUGAGCACGGCGACAAAGGCAUCAAAUGGGCGUCUUACGAGAAGAAUCCUCAGAACGUCUAUGAAGCUUCCAGCAAGCUCAUCACUAACUGCAAGGUCCUCGGUAUGUCGGAACCAAAGUGCAGUGUCAUUGACAUGAAUCUCUGCUAUGGCUACCAGGACCUCGUUGUGGUUCCCCAAGAGAACGGGAAUUACAAGCGUUCUUGUCACAGCAUCAACUUCUUUACAGAUGGGAACGAAACAUUGAGUUGCGAGGGAGAGCAGGGAACCCAAAGUGUCAGAUUCGAGAACAACCUCAUGGUCACGGAUAAGGGGAACCUCGUGUGCUUUGGACAGGAGAGUAAAGCUUGUGACGAUCAGGCUUGGAAAGCAACACACGGAGAGGAUUGA
This is a messenger RNA of Pseudomassariella vexata, 540 nucleotides long. RefSeq lists its product as uncharacterized. The transcript is spliced from 3 exons. The coding region runs from base 43 to 540 and encodes 165 amino acids. The record is from RefSeq and is a predicted model, not a curated record. Lineage: Eukaryota; Fungi; Ascomycota; Sordariomycetes; Amphisphaeriales; Pseudomassariaceae.